Molecule: messenger RNA, 988 nt
Organism: Acanthoscelides obtectus
Lineage: Eukaryota; Metazoa; Arthropoda; Insecta; Coleoptera; Chrysomelidae
Source: the annotation of a GenBank genome assembly
UGAAAUUACGGCGUAACUAGAUAAUGCUCCUUGUCACACAGCAAUGGCAAUAGUCCUUGUCACUUUUUUAUCUUCUCGAAGUUGACAAAUCGCCUCACGGAAACUCAUUUUGUGACAUUCGAAAAAGUUCAAACGUCUGUAACCGACCGGCUGAAUGCUAUUACAGUAUCGAAGUUCCAGCAAAAUUGUGCUGCACCGUCACAUAAAGAAUCACGGAAAAAUUGUGGAUUCAUUGGUGAAAUUAUGCGAGAGGACAGAUGGUAAAUGCAACACGAUCAACGCUAGAAUCGCAAAUGGCAUUGAAAAACGCUGGCUUCGUUUGUUCUUGAGGUGCUUCGACUGGCAGGUAUAUUUGGAGUCCCUUCCUAAAAAGCACAAUUUUAGGAGUUCGGCAACGUCAUCGGACAAUUCAGAGAGCGAUUGUUACCGAGAACCAGCUUGCAAGUAUCCUCGGUUAAGUAGAAGAGAAAGAUGCAAGACAACCAACCGGCAACAGUUUGAAGACUACUCUUCCAGCGAGGAUGAGAGCGACGGAAUGAGUGACAACGGAGACGACCCCGCAACAGAAAACGGAACUGAUGUUUUAGACCACGGAAAGGCUCCCUCAGAUUUCACCAAAGUCGAAAAGAAAGCACCCAAUUUAGCAACAUAUUAUUUUAAGCACAUAGACACUGACUCAGAAAUGGAUAAGCUAGAUCACCGUGCCAUAUCAAAAGUAGAUACGCAAAGCACCUUGGGGGAGACUUCCGAGGAGGAAUGGACCUACACGAAAACGAAUCAUACUACGAAAACCAGCGACCAGGAGGUACCAACCACUGAUGAAACCGAAGAAAAAAAUCGUCCCGAAACCCAAACCCAUCCCAGAAGAUACGAUAAGGCGGCUAGUUCUGAAAGCAGAAGAGCUGGUCAGUCCGGACAAAUGUCGGAAAAAUUCUGUGAACAAACCGUCGAAAGUGAACAAAUGGCUAUGCUUGGAAAGACCGGAUGA